Molecule: messenger RNA, 1818 nt
Organism: Telopea speciosissima
Lineage: Eukaryota; Viridiplantae; Streptophyta; Magnoliopsida; Proteales; Proteaceae
Product: protoporphyrinogen oxidase, mitochondrial
Exons: 17
Coding region: 14-1405 (463 amino acids)
Biological process (GO): heme biosynthetic process
Cellular component (GO): mitochondrial inner membrane
Molecular function (GO): protoporphyrinogen oxidase activity, oxygen as acceptor
Source: RefSeq, a predicted model, not a curated record
AGAACCCGAAGAAAUGGGCCCGAGGACCCCAACGAUCAAAGAAGGUAAGACAAUUGAGCGUCCUGUUAAAUCCGUCGCCGUGGUUGGUGCCGGUGUGAGUGGGCUUGCUGCAGCAUUCAGGUUGAAAUCACAUGGUUUGGAUGUCAAGGUAUUUGAAGCUCAAGAAAGUGCUGGCGGAAAACUGAGAAGUGUUUCUCAGAAUGGGUUAAUAUGGGAUGAAGGUGCCAACACGAUGACAGAAAGUGAGAUGGAGGUCAGAAGAUUGCUCGAUGAUGUGGGGCUUCGAUUAAAGCAACAGUUUCCAAUUUCACAGAACAAGCGGUACAUUGUAAGAAAUGGAAGACCGGAACUUAUUCCAGCAGAUCCCAUUUCAUUGAUCAAGACCAAUUUUCUUUCUUCACAGUCAAAGCUUCAGAUAAUUUUGGAGCCAUUUUUAUGGAAAGAUUCUUCAAAGAAGACUAACUUCUCCAAGGUCUCUGAUGAAAAUUUACAUGAAAGUGUGGGAGAGUUCUUUCAGCGCCAUUUUGGGCAGGAGGUUGUUGAUUAUCUCAUCGACCCUUUUGUUGCGGGGUCAAGUGCUGGAGAUCCUGAGUCGCUAUCUAUACGCCAUGCAUUUCCAGAGCUAUGGAAUUUGGAAAGGAAAUAUGGCUCAAUAAUAGUUGGGGCAAUUCGGUCUAAAUUUUCUGGUAGAAGGGAAGAAAAUGGGGCAAGGAGAAAUUCUUCAGGGAAAAGGAAGGGUCAGCGUGGCUCAUUUUCAUUUCAGGGAGGGAUGCAGACACUCACUGACACCUUAUGCAAUGUGCUUGGUGAAGAUAGCCUGAAACUGAAGUCAAAAGUACUGUCACUGUCUUACAACCAUGAUGUGAACUCCGCCUCCAACAACUGGUCAAUUUCUUAUGCUACAAAACAUAGUCAGACCUCACAACAUCAGUCUUUCGAUGCAGUCAUUGUCACAGCUCCCCUAUGUGACGUUAAAGAAAUGGAGAUUACAAGAAUAGGAAAUCCAUUUCUGCUUGAUUUUUUCCCAGUGGUAAAUUAUUUGCCACUAUCGGUUGUAAUUACAACAUUUAAGAAGGAGAAAGUCCAGAAACCCCUAGAGGGGUUUGGAGUUCUUGUUCCAUCCAAAGAGCAACAGAAUGGUCUGAAAACCCUUGGUACACUCUUUUCCUCCAUGAUGUUUCCAGAUCGUGCCCCCAGUGAUCUCUAUCUCUACACUACCUUUGUUGGAGGAAGUCGGAAUAGAGAUCUGGCAAAAGCUUCUUUGGAUGAGUUGAAGCAUGUGGUUACUUCAGACCUUAGAAAACUUCUGGGCGCAGAGGGAGAGCCAACUUUUGUAAAUUGUUUCAUUGGAGUAGGGCCUUUACCUUGUAUGGACAUAGCUACGAUUCAGUUCUCAAAGCAAUAGACAAGAUGGAAGAAAGUCUUCUGGGAUUCUUCUAUGCGGGUAACUGAAAGAGCUGUUUCCCCAAAUGUCUAAUGUUCAUUUUACAUGUUCUGUAUGAGGAAAAUGAACUAUUGUUGGUAUUUUUUAUUUCAUAGUUUCUAAUAGUAUGCAGUUUCAACCUGAUAGGUAACCAUUGGGAUGGAUUAUCUUUGGGGAAAUCAAUAGCUUCUGGAUGCAAGGCUGCUGACAUUGUAAUCUCAGAUCUCAACUCUUUUGAUGGUAGUAGACCUAGUGUGAAAGCUCAUAAAUGAAAUAAGAUAUGUAUUCCUAUUAUCUGGUUUGAUUGUACAUCAUACUUCUUUCAUUUGGUUGUUUUGAAUUAUUUAAGAGUGUUAUGUUAUGUACUGAAUGUAGAAACUAAAUCAUUUAGAUUC